UCUACAAUAAACAAAGCAAUUAUUUGGAAGUGCAAAAACAGUCAAAAGUCAUCGACGUUUGUGUAGUCUGCUUUUUGAUGUUUUAAUUAAGAUACACAAGUUAAGUUCAGCAAAUAUAUAGUUAGAACCACAAUAUACCAUACCGAUUAAAAAACUGAACUCGGAUUAGGUUUUCAACCUAUGCAAAAAGAGCAUAACAAUUAGCGCAUAAAUAAUAAGUAGAAAACACUAAAUCCUAAAAAUUACAAUGGAACGCAACAACGGUUCUAAUCGUUACACACCAAUACGGCGCGCAGGCCAGCAGCAACAUCAAUCAAAUUCUUUAUCAUCAUCACUUUCAUCUUCGAACAAUAAUCAACAUAAUCAGCCUUCAGAUAAUCAUCGUAAUAAUUCGUCACAAUACUCAACCUCCAACCAUAGCACCUAUUCACCACAAUCCUCAGUGUCCCGCGAACCGCCCACGCAACACGAUGAGCUGAUUCGAUAUAUCAGGGAGGCCUGGACAAAAGUAAAUGAACAAAAUACGCCAAUAAAUUAUUGCCAAGAAUCUGACCAUCAACUAAAAAAUUUCAAACCCUUCAACCUGGAGGAGUACUGGGACCAAAGACAUUUUCAAAAUAUUCGUGUAUCACAUGGACAACAAUAAGAUGAUAAUAAUUGCUGCAACAAUAACGAUCGCAAAACAAAUAUUACUUGUUUUGUUUGUUCUGUAUUGAUUGGUGUGCAUUUGAUGAGAGUUUACAAUAAUGUUACGUGUAACAUAAACAUUUACAUAUAAAAAUAUGUAUUUCCAUUAUUGAGAAAAGUAGAAAUUUACUUAAAGACCGGAGUUUAAAAACGUAAUUAUUUCCACGUAAAUAUUUAGUAAAAUACAAUUGUAUUAUCAGACCUAAUUCUCGUUGCAUGAAGAUAUGUAGCUAAUAAAGCAUAAGUAUUUUAUUGCAAAUACCAUGUAAACUCCGAAAAAAAUACCACAAAAAUUAAGUUAUUUAAAAAUAAGGUAGUAUCGUAUCAAGCGCUCGUUCAAUAUGCAAUUCAAGAUUUCGCAAUAAAAUUAUAAAGUAAUUUAAAAGUAUGUAAAAGGGAAAGCAGAUGAUGCAAUUCAAAGAUACAAUUACAAUUAAUGGCAAUAAAAAGGAUAUAAGCAAU
Molecule: messenger RNA, 1149 nt
Organism: Rhagoletis pomonella (apple maggot)
Lineage: Eukaryota; Metazoa; Arthropoda; Insecta; Diptera; Tephritidae
Product: protein kinase 4
Exons: 3
Coding region: 248-646 (132 amino acids)
Source: RefSeq, a predicted model, not a curated record